Molecule: messenger RNA, 1354 nt
Organism: Rhodamnia argentea
Lineage: Eukaryota; Viridiplantae; Streptophyta; Magnoliopsida; Myrtales; Myrtaceae
Product: sphingolipid delta(4)-desaturase DES1-like
Exons: 2
Coding region: 187-1176 (329 amino acids)
Biological process (GO): ceramide biosynthetic process
Cellular component (GO): membrane
Molecular function (GO): sphingolipid delta-4 desaturase activity
Source: RefSeq, a predicted model, not a curated record
AUUUCUCGUCUUUUUUCUUUUCUUGUCUUUUCUUGUUUUUGAGCGAAUCCCGAUCUUCAAUGGGGACCAACGUAGGAGCCUGAAAUGGCGGAAACAGCGUAAAGAUAUCCACAACAGGCAUCGACCCAGACAACCCACCAUCCCGAAACUAGAGAGACUCUGCACGGAAAGAGAAGAGAAAGGAGGAUGGUGGUGGCGAGGGAGGAUCAAGAAGAGGGCGUGAUGGCGACGGACUUCUUCUGGUCCUACACCGACGAGCCUCACGCCUCGCGGCGGAAGCAGAUCCUCUCUCAAUACCCUCAGAUCAGGCAGCUCUUCGGCCCCGACCCCUGGGCCUUCCUCAAGAUUAGUGUCGCAGUGCUGCUACAGCUGGGAACGGCUACUUUGCUCCAUGAUGCAGGGUGGCUAAAGAUUCUGGUUAUUUCCUAUUUCUUUGGGUCUUUUCUCAAUCACAAUCUCUUUCUAGCCAUCCAUGAACUCAGCCACAAUCUCGCCUUCUCAACUCCGGUAUACAACCGCUGGCUUGGAAUAUUCGCUAAUCUCCCCAUUGGUGUUCCCAUGUCUGUAACCUUCCAAAAGUAUCACCUGGAGCACCAUCGCUACCAGGGAGUUGACGGGAUGGAUAUGGACGUUCCGAGCCUCGCUGAAGCCUAUCUUGUGAGAAAUGCUUUCACGAAGUCCAUAUGGGUAGUCUUGCAACUCUUCUUCUAUGCUCUGCGGCCUCUGUUUCUCAAACCAAAACCUCCUGGUAUUUGGGAGUUCAUCAAUUUCAGCAUUCAGAUAGCCCUCGAUGUGUCCAUGGUUUAUUACUGGGGUUGGAAAUCUUUUGCUUAUUUGAUCCUUUCUACAUUUGUUGGGGGUGGGAUGCACCCAAUGGCCGGUCAUUUCAUCUCAGAACACUAUGUUUUCAAGCCAGACCAAGAGACAUAUUCCUACUAUGGUCCCCUGAAUCUUAUGACAUGGAGCGUAGGAUACCACAAUGAGCACCAUGAUUUCCCUAGGAUUCCAGGAAGCAAACUUCAUAAGGUGAAGGAGAUUGCACCGGAGUAUUACGAGGGGCUUGAUGCAUAUAAAUCUUGGAGCCAGGUCAUUUACAUGUAUAUCAUGGACUGCACUGUGGGGCCUUUCAGCCGAAUGAAAAGAAAACCAUUGGGGACUUCCAAGAAAUCUGAAUAGGUUCCCCUUGACUUGUCCCUUUUUGUUCUCUGUAGUGGUGACUGCAAUUUUCACUCGAUGAUUACGUAUACUUCAGCGAUUAGUGUUUAUAUAGCUGUAGACUGAAACGAGUGAGUCAUUUGUUGAUUAACUGAAACACCAGAUAAUUUAUUCGUUUAUGUUGACAAGGCAUGCAGAA